UACACGCGAUAUUCGCAUUGUUACUUCGUUGUCACUGGUGGACGCCAGACACUCGACGGACAUUCACGGUAUUCACACGCCCUUUUUUCCAUGAUCAUUCGCAUUUUUCUGUUCGCACCCCUGCCUCAAGGGCACCAGUAUUCGCGUACUGCUCUGACCUUCCAUCGGAUUAACGUGUUUCUUUUAUAACAUACGCCAGAUAGGUUAUUCGGGAUGCGUGUCAGGUUGGGACUGCGUGGCGCGCUCUGCCUAUUGUAGGAUGCUAGCUGUCAAUCGGAUGUGACAGAUGACCGAACGUGUGCAUCAUAAUCUCGAUCCCGAUAUUCACAGUGGUUUUAUCUCGCCGAUAGUCGAUCGAUAUCGUUCCAAUACCGGCGAUUUUCCUUUCUUUUUCUUUCUCUAUUUGUUUAUAUUCGACGGUUUAUACUCGAGUAAAUGUAAGAGAUUCGACGCAAAGAGAAAGAGAGAGCGGGAGAGUGAGAGAGAAAGAAAGAGAAAGAGAGAGAGGAACGAAAGGAAAGUUCAAAGUUUUGUGUACGAGUAUACCGACAUUGGCUACCAGGAAAAAAUUGUUGCUAUGUUGUAGGUCGAAUGGUAGAUGCUUAGUCGCGUGCGAAUAAACAAGUCAAACAAACAGUCGUGUGUUGAUCGUGCGUGUACGCUCGUUAGGUUAGAAUAUGUUCCGCCAAAGUUCACGCUUUCGUGCAAUGGGAUAUCGUGUUCGAAUGUCAUGGUUGUCCGUUUUCACGGGCGCGUUAAUUCGAUCUUAGCUUCCGUUUCGUGAUAUAAUGUCCCAUUGAAUCAUUUUCUUUCCUCGUUACGCAUUUCUAUGCACCGAUGAAUAUUCGAAAGUAAACAGAAGCCUUCAUGCAGGAUAUAAUAUACGAGUAAUCCGCUAUGCUCGUUGACCUUGACGCGGCUGGUGAUUUUACGGCCAUUAGGCUCCGAUUUAACGUCGAUUAGCAUCGCGGUGAAGAUGCAGAGCUCGAAGAGGACGUUGCGCUCCAACGAGAUGGCCAUCCCAACCGGUGGCAUGUUGGACACCGAGCUGGAGCUGCAAUUCGCGCUUCAGUAUCCGCAUUUCCUCAAGAGGGACGGCAACAAGCUGCUGAUACAACUGCAGAGGAGAAAACGCUAUAAAAAUCGCACGAUGCUCGGGUACAAGACACUAGCCGAGGGAGUUAUCAAUAUGGCUCAGGUUCUCCAGAAGCAGAUGGAUCUGGAGCUGGAGCUAGUGUCUGACAAGGCGGAGAAGUACGGCGGUCACUCGGUUGUGUUAGCCCGCGUGAGCGUGGUCGCGCUCAGCUCACAGCCUGUUGACCAGGACAAAAGACUGAUGAACGACCCGAACGAGAGGCUCUGCCCCGAGUAUAGCGACGAGGAGGAGGAGUUUAGCUCAGAGGGCGAAGCGGAAGGCAGCGACAGCGAGCCAACUCUUGAGAUGGGACACAGACGAAAGAGCCGGGCGAAGAUUCCACCUAACGCCAGGCAAAGAAAUCUAAAGCAGAAGUUCAUAGCACUGCUGAAAAGACGGUUCAGGGUAUCCGAGGACCUCGAUCAAGACCAAGAGGAGAUCGGACAAAAGCUGUCAGACUCGUUAACUGGAUUUGUUAAAGGGGCAGAAAUGGAAAUCGAGGAACUGUUCGACGAACUGGAAAAUUUUUCAGACAGUGGCCCCGAAUUGGACACGAUGUCCGUCAGUAGCACGCCCAAGCCGUCUCUGCGCCCUUUCUUCAGUUCUAGUCGAUCUCUCCUCGCGCCUCCUCACUCCGUAGUAACCAACGAGGAGACCGGAAACACUGCUGCGACAGCCAUAGGUCAGCAGAGCGCAGGUCAGCCAGCUAAAGAGAAACAGCGUAUCGGACACACCACUCCAGAACGUGGCGUGGAUAGGCAAAGUGACGAUAGUUCCCGAAGAGCGGACAGCGACUCACACCCGGAGAAUUGGACGGAUCAUGAGGCGAACGAUCCGCCGAAUUACGUGACGGGCUCGCCGCCCAAAUCGGAGCAGCACAACAAGGCCGAGAACACCGACAAACGGAGCAGGCUUUUUACUCGCGACAGAGGCGUACCGGCCACUAAUAAGUCCAAAAAGCAUAGCCUCAGUGUGGACCUGAAGCCUCCUGCCGACUUGAAUAGCUCGGAGCCGAGGAAAGCGUUGGUCGAACAAUUAAGCCGGGUCUUACCGGAUGACAGCUUGCCGGACGCUGUGUCGUUGGUGUCGCUGGCUGAUCCUGGCGCGGCUGUGCUGGCCACGAGACUUCAAGAGAGGAACCACAGGGUCCUGACGACCGCUUCUCCGGCGGAUAUUCGUGCCACGUUCACGUGUUUGGUCACGCGAAUACAGAAAUUUUGUAACAGCUCCGCUAAGCCGCCGGCACCGAUUAAAGUAGUCAUUGCCGGUGGUGACGGUUUCGUGAACGCAGUGCUCCGCCACUACGUGGAUCAGCUAAGUUUUCGACCGCAGAAUUAUCUCAAGUUCUUCGUAGUGCCUCUGGGCUCCAAUACGUUGUCCAAAUAUCUCGGCUCCAUAGACGCCAAGUACUCGAUGUUGUUCGGUGACGAGUGGAAAGAAUUGUUGGAAAGGGAGGGCGGUGGCGCGAGCGAGGGUGCAGCCAGAGUUUCCGAGUAUUUGGCUUCGGCUGGUACAACCUUGCUACUGCCAAUUGCGGAAGCCAUGGUUACCUACAGGGAAACAGACGACAGCAGCCAAAUCUUCAUCCCAUUCAUAAACGACGUCCGCGUGGGCUGCCCGGACAGCAGCUCCUCCGCAUCGGUUGACCUCGAAGAGAGCAACGUGACCAUGUCUGGCUCUCCACCUUCUCUGCCACCCCCUGUAUUACCUGUUCCACUUCCUGGUAGGUUAACGCCACCAAGCAGCCCGAACGUCGGUCAACCAACAAGGGAAGGCUGGGAACCGGUCGAAUUACAACUCGAUUAUUGGAGCAAGCAAACACAGGGUGAAAAAGGCAAGAACACAUUGAGACAGGCGUUUAGGGCGUUACACGUUCAGAGACUUCCGCCUCUGGGUGAAACUCCUGGCCACUAUUUGUCCAUGAACUACACCACAAAGGAGAAGAAGCAAAAAAUAAUGAGACUGGGUAAGAAGAAAGAGAAAGAGAAGGAAAACGAGCCAAAGAGUCAAACGGUGGAGGGCGUGACACGACUUAUAUGCUCUGCGAAGACUCACAACAUUCCAUUAAGAGUGAGCAUCGACGGUACCGAGUGGUACGGCGUGAAAUUCUUCCAACUGUCGGCGCAGUGGCAGACGCACAUCAAGACGUUCCCGAUAGCGAUGUUGGAGUACAGCCCCCAGCAACAAGCAGCGAACCCCACGUAAACGCUUGCCUCGUUCCCGUCAGCGGCCAGACGUUUCGCCAGAUUUCGUUUGUGUUCAUGGAUAUUGCCAAUUAGAAACAACCGCUUAGCUUAUCGCGCAAAACCCGAAAGCCAUGAAACCCUCGGAACGUCGGGAAAUAGAGAAAAGAAAGGGAAGAAAUAGCAAGAUAGAGUGAAAGGUGUAAUGCGCGAUAGAGCGCUAGAGUUCGUACAGUGGACAGUCUGCUGCUUGAAACCGCAAGUCGUUGCAGCUUGUACAGGCUUCUACAGUGUUUGAGCGCUGCCUGUUCGUUUAAUUGGCCCACGGUAUUGCAUUACGCUCGGGUCGUUCGUUCGAUUACGUUUCGAGAAGCGGAAAGCAAACUUGGAAACUGUGCGAUCUGUUAACGUUUUUGCUGCCAACUGUCCCAAGGCAAAGAGAAGCCAGAAACACAGAGAAAGAAAGAGACGCGUCUCUUUACUGCGCAUGCGUCCAGUUCGCUAAGAGUAGGCGCGUAACUGAGACGUAUCGAAGAUCGGUAGACGCAUAACGCCAACACACAUAUCGUAUUACGAUUAAUAUAAGAUAACGACGAUGACGAUGGAUCUCGUUGGUUACGCGAAUGCCAUACAGCGAGAGAACAUGCGGUUACAUCGUUAGGAGCACGAUGUCCGCAGCAGAAGCGAAUUGCACGAAUAGGAUAUUCGAUUUUCCUAUCGGAAGUGACACAUGCGAUGGAUUACGAAGAAUUGUUCGGGAACCGGGUUCAGCAAUCCACCCCCACCCCUUCUCCUGCAUCCCCACUCCCUAGCCGUCGACGCGUGUACAUAUAGAAAUUUUUUUAAGGACGAGCAUAGGAAAAAUCGAUCGGUUUCGCCUGCGAGUCGAACUGAUACGCGUAUUUGCUAAGAUAGUUCUUCGUCUAAAUCGCAAGGUAGCGAAGCAAAGGUUAGCGUUAAAUUAUGUAUUUAUUUAAUUAACGUGUAUUCUAUAUACAUAUACAUAGGUAAAUAUAUAUGUGUGUAUAUAUACACACAUGUGAUAUAUAUAUAUAUAUACAUACGUGUGUGUGUGUAUAUACACACACAUGUGAUAUAUAUAUAUACGAUCGCAUAUAGCAAUGGAGCAUACAGCGACGUUAUCGAAAGAAGUCUGUGAUACAGGCAAAACAUUUCUCUUAGCGCACAAACCUGUUGUUUAGGAGAAGACGAUGUAGUUUCGCGAAUUUUCGGGAAGUUUUCCCCGGGGAGAGAGAGAGAAGAUAGACGAAAGGGAAGAGAAAGGAAGAGAAGAAUAAUAAGACGAUGAAUACGAUUAGGAUGAUUACGAAUUAGCUCAUUAGUUAUUAUAUACGUUAUACUCCUUUUCUCGUUUAAGAUUUCGACAUAUUUUUUGUAUUCCAUUUUAUAGACUUUUAGCCGCAGGCUGCUGUAGUUUAAAUACUCUAUUUUCAGAUUUGAUUAUUUGAUACUUGAUUCCUGCUAGACGACCUUCUCACCCUUCGACUUCAAUGUAACGUAUAGAGAGUAUACUCAUCCGCGUAUUAUUGUUUAGCCGGUAGAAAUAAAAGAAGAAAAAAAGAAAAAAGAAAAAGAAGGAGAGGGCGAGAGUGAGCAAGACUUAAUAGACGUAAAUUUGUCGGUAAAACAUAGGCGAAGGUAUUAGGGAAUAAAGAAAAAGGAAAAAGAAGAUAUCAAAUGACUACGUUCUCCUCAUACCAUCGAUCGAUAAUGAGAUUAUCGUGGUAAAAAGACAGAAUCGAAACGCGCUCGCGCGUUUUCUUCCUCCUUCCUAAUUACAUUUAUUGAUUAUUGAAUUUCACUUCAAAUCGCCGUUCAAAAUCAAUCGCCUGUCACGCGUUACAAGUCAAGUCCGUAAGUCCCUCUUGUCCCUCAGAAGAAGAAGAAGAAGAAGAAGAAAGAAACAGAGUCAUAUCACGACGAAACGAUACAGACUAACAUUUAAUAUUGUGGAUAAUAGAAGAAAAGAAGAAACGAGAUGAAUGCACACGUAUCAUAAUUUGCACGAGGAGAAAACGAGCACCGUUCGAACGAUAACUGCGUGCAGCAGUCACGUACUUUCCGAUUUCUUCGUUUUUUGAAUAUAGCUACGGAUAAGCAAGAGAAUAGACGAGAAAGAAAAAGGGGGAAAGAUUAGAAGGAACGACGCAGCAGCUUACUGCUCAGUGUUUCCAGCGAUAUGUACGUCGCGCUGACUGCCUAAUGCCAAAUUGAAAAAGAAGAAGAGAGAGAGAGAGAGACACGAGCAGAAAUAAAGAGAAGGAAAAAAACGGAUCGUCCAUCCGAUCAUUCGUUAAAUUCAGAGAAAAUACAUUUGAAACGCGAGCAUUCUAUCACUGUGCGUAAAACAGCGAAGAGGAAAUCGAUAAUAACGUCCUAUGGUACAUUGGCGAAUUUACGUUCGCCGGUGUAAAAUUACAGGCAAAAUCUUUACCCUAUGCCGGUACAUGUACACACACUAGCACACGACACACGCAUACCAUACGAUAGUACGUACUCUGUGUCCCGCCCCCCUGUUCUCUGCUAGUCUGCAAUUAGUUUGUAACGAGUAUCGAACUGUGCAAAUCGUAGUCCUACAUUUCACAUCCUUAAGCAGCUGAGAGCAAUAACCCAUUUUCUGCGAACUACCCCGCGAGAUACGUAGUUGACUUGAAUAGCAUCUCGAGGCAGUGGCAAGUUAUUGUCGAGCGACGCGUGUGUACGUGGCAACGUUCUGCUUUUUGACGCGCGAUGGCCUUCCACGAGGCUGUGCUAAGAGAGAAAAAAAAUAGAUGAUCGGGGCGAUAAGAGCGAUCGGAUAUUCACAUUCGAGAAAAUCGUGGAUGAGAUCGGACCUUCUGAUUAAUUGCCAAUUUCUGUUUUGAAAGUUUUUUAUCGUUCUAUUUUAUAUAUGUGUGUAUGUAAAUUUUAAUUCAUUUAAAAAAAUUCAGUUGCGAUAUCCCGCAGAAAAAGAAGUUUUAUUCGACACGUUACGCGAUCCUUUCUUACAAGAGUAACACGACUUAGACGAAACGCGUUGACGCGCGGCUUGUCCUUUAAGGUCCUCUCACAACAAUAAGCUGGAGAUGAACACGACGUUCGUUCCUAUUUUAAAAGUAUUGAUAUAUUUUUCUUACUAUCGCUGGAUUUAACAAAGUAAUAUUUUAUCGUAUCGAAGUAGACUCGUUGGCAGUUUUCGAAGAGCCGGUCGGUCGAUUCGAGUUGCGUUAGUUUGAAGAAAAAGGUGCGAGGGGAGGAAGGGCCGCGGUAGAUCAAUCAACGUUUACACGCGAUCCUCGGGAAAGACUUUCAAACCCGUGUCAGCUUUCAGUGGCGGGUGCACAUUAUCGCGAGAAAUAAGAACGCGGUUGAACGCGACAAGUAUAAAGUUUAAAGGAAAGAAACCGUGCCAGCAGGCCACGCGAACGAUGAAAAGCCAACAAAGAGACGUUGUUACGCGCACACGUACACGCGAUAUUAACUGCCUCGUUGUCAGCUUCAUUGAACGUAUGCUGAAUUGUUUUUCAGCGAUCGAACCUGCCAUAUGAUGUACAUAUAUAUAUUUCUAUAGGUACAUAUGCAUAUAAAUAUAUGUAUAUACAUAUGUAUAGAUACUAUGUGUGUGUGUAUAUAUAUAGGGUGACCCAUGAUUUUUCAGCAGCAUAUUCUACGAAUAGAAAUAAGAAGAAGUUUGAUAGGAAUGUAGACUCGUAAGCACUUGAGGAAGAAAUUCAACAAAAAAAGUACGAAAUAACGCGAGAUUGAUUUUUCGUUCGACACGAUGCCUGCCGACAACUAUGCGUAUUCGUUUACGAACGAUUGAUACUAAACUUACGAUGAGGAUGUUGUCAACAAUGGAUCACGAAGCUUUUAUUUUUACUCGAAGAAUAUAUUUGCGUCGUUUGAACGAAAAAACCUGAGACACCCUGUAUAUAUAUACUCGCACAGUUUAAACGAGGCGUUCGAAGACGUCGUUUCACAGUUUUGCACAAUGGCGUUUUGCUUUCCUGUCAGAAGACGCGUUCAACGAUGUCUCUCAUCGGUGUAAUUUCGACGAAACGCCAAAAAAGAAAA
This is a messenger RNA of Bombus pascuorum, 7392 nucleotides long. It is a transcript of the gene KrT95D, whose product is annotated as phosphofurin acidic cluster sorting protein 2. The transcript is spliced from 12 exons. Gene Ontology annotation, biological process: protein localization to plasma membrane. Lineage: Eukaryota; Metazoa; Arthropoda; Insecta; Hymenoptera; Apidae. The record is from RefSeq and is a predicted model, not a curated record. Bases 977 to 3340 code for a protein of 787 amino acids.